This is a messenger RNA of Vicia faba (fava bean), 3642 nucleotides long. Lineage: Eukaryota; Viridiplantae; Streptophyta; Magnoliopsida; Fabales; Fabaceae. The record is from the annotation of a GenBank genome assembly.
AUGUUGAGGAUAGUGAAGGAACCGGAGGAAGUGAUGAGAAUGCGAGGAGGUUCUGUACUUGGAAAGAAGACGAUUCUGAAGAGUGACCAUUUUCCUGGUUGCCAGAAUAAGCUUCUGUCUCCUCAGAUCGAAGGUGCUCCGAAUUAUCGUCAGGCGGAGGCUUUGCAUGUUCAUGGUGUUGCCAUUCCCACUGUUGAUGGAAUUCGGAAUGUUCUUAAUCACAUUGGUGCUCGCGGGAAAGGACAGCAAGUUCUUUGGAUUAGUCUUCGUGAAGAACCGCUAAUGUAUAUUAAUGGCCGACCUUUUGUAUUGCGAGAUGUGGAGAGACCAUUCUCCAACCUUGAAUAUACGGGAAUUAAUAGGGAUAGGGUGGAACAAAUGGAAGAUCGUUUGAAAGAAGACAUCAUGUUGGAAGCUAGAAGAUAUGGUAAUAAGAUCCUUGUGACGGAUGAACUGCCUGAUGGUCAGAUGGUGGACCAAUGGGAACCUGUGUCAUGUGAUUCUGUCGAGACGCCGUUGGAGGUGUAUCAGGAAUUGCAAAAGGAGGGAUACCUUGUUGAUUAUGAACGUGUGCCUGUAACUGAUGAAAAAUCGCCUAAGGAACUGGAUUUUGAUCUUUUGGUACAAAAAAUCUCUCAAGCCAAAUUAAAUACAGAAAUAAUUUUUAAUUGUCAAAUGGGGCGUGGACGAACGACAACUGGAAUGGUCAUUGCAACUUUGGUGUACCUCAAUCGAAUUGGAGCAUUUGGGAUUCCAAGAAGCAAUUCGAUGGGUAGAAUUUUUCAAUCUAUGACCAAUGUUGCUGACCAUUUGCCAAGCUCAGAGGAGGCAAUUUGCAGAGGAGAAUAUGCAGUCAUAAGAAGCUUGGUUCGGGUAUUAGAGGGUGGUGUUGACGGGAAAAAACAAGUGGACAAAGUCAUUGACAAAUGCGCUUCAAUGCAGAAUCUGCGUGAAGCAAUUGGCACCUAUCGUAAUAGCAUUCUGCGACAGCCAGAUGAGAUGAAAAAGGAGGCAUCACUUUCCUCUUUUGUGGAGUACUUAGAGAGAUACUACUUUUUAAUAUGUUUUGCUGUGUACCUUCAUUCAGAAAGGGAUAUACUCCACUCUAGUACUGCUGGUCAAAGUAGUUUUUCUGAUUGGAUGAGAGCAAGACCAGAACUCUACAGCAUUAUUCGCAGGUUACUCAGGAGAGAUCCAAUGGGUGCACUUGGAUAUUCAAGUUUCAAACCAUCUUUAAAGAAGAUAUCUGAAUCAACUGAUGUCCGGCCUUCUGAGAUGGGCAUGGUUGCUGCCUUGAGAAAGGUUUUUGGUGUUGCAAAUCCAACUGUUGAUGGUAUCCGAUCAGUCAUUCAAAGAAUUGGCAGCACUAAUGGUGGACACCCAAUACUUUGGCAUAAUAUGAGAGAAGAGCCUGUGAUUUACAUCAAUGGGAAGCCGUUUGUUCUUCGUGAAGUUGAAAGACCAUACAAAAACAUGUUGGAGUACACGGGUAUUGGCCGCGAAAGAGUGGAGAAAAUGGAAGCACGGUUAAAACUAGACAUUUUAAAGGAAGCUAAACAGUAUAGCAAUGCCAUAAUGGUUAUUCAUGAAACAGAUGAUGGACAUAUCUAUGAUGCUUGGGAGCAUGUUACCUCUGAUGUGAUUCAAACCCCGCUUGAAGUUUUCAAAAGCCUGGAAGCUGACGGGUUUCCCAUUAAGUAUGCACGCGUACCCAUCACUGACGGAAAAGCUCCUAAGCAUUCUGACUUUGAUACUUUAGCUAUUAAUAUUGCUUCUGCUGCAAAGGACACUACUUUUGUUUUCAAUUGUCAGAUGGGUCGGGGAAGGACUACUACUGGUACUGUCAUAGCCUGCCUUGUGAAACUUCGCAUUGAUUUUGGUAGGCCAAUUAAAAUAUUGAGCGAUAAUAUGACCCAAGAACAAUCAAAUAGCGGCUCUUCAAGCGGAGAUGAAGCUGGAGACUGUGUCACUGCAUUGACCUCCAAUACUUCACAAAUGAAGAUGGACGAGAAACAAAACCGUGUUUUUGGUAUAAAUGACAUUCUCUUGUUAUGGAAGAUAACCACAUUAUUUGAUAAUGGUGUUGAAUGCCGAGAGGCCUUAGAUGCUGUUAUUGAUAGAUGUUCUGCACUCCAAAACAUUCGACAAGCAGUUCUACAAUAUAGAAAAGUAUCCAAUCAACAGCAUGUUGAGGAUAGGGUAAGGAGGGUGGCUUUAAAUCGCAGUGCUGAGUACUUGGAACGGUACUUCCGUCUAAUUGCUUUUGCAGCAUAUCUUGGAAGCGAAGCGUUCGAUGGGUUUUGUGGACAAGGAGAUUCCAGAAUGACAUUUAAGGUUUGGUUGCAUCAGAGGCCAGAGGUGCAGGCUAUGAAAUGGAGCAUCAGAUUAAGACCUGGGAGAUUUUUCACUGUCCCUGAGGAGUUGAGAGAAUCACAAGAGUCUCAGCAUGGAGAUGCAGUGAUGGAGGCUACUGUCAAGACCAGAAAUGGUUCUGUUUUGGGGAAAGGCUCCAUACUUAAAAUGUAUUUCUUUCCUGGACAGAGAACUUCCAAUCAUAUACAAAUACAUGGCGCACCUCAUGUCUACAAGGUUGACGAAUACCCUGUGUAUUGCAUGGCAACUCCAACCAUCUCUGGGGCCAAGGAGAUGCUAAACUACUUGGACGCUAAGUCUAAAACUGGUUUCACUUCUCAAAAAGUUAUAUUGACUGAUGUAAGAGAAGAAGCGAUUGUUUAUAUCAACUGUGUUCCCUUUGUUCUUAGGGAGUUAAAAAAACAUGUUGAUACUCUCAAACACGUCGGAAUCACCGGUCCUUUGGUUGAACACAUGGAGGCACGGCUGAAAGAAGACAUACUGGCUGAGAUUAAAGAGUCUGGUGGGCGAAUGCUACUACACCGUGAAGAAUAUGACCCCUCAACAAACCAGUCUUCUGUGGUCGGAUACUGGGAAAACAUUCUGGCAGAUGAUGUGAAGACACCAGCAGAAGUUUAUUCUUUUCUAAAAGAUGAUGGAUAUGAUAUCGUCUAUCGGAGAAUACCCUUAACCAGAGAGAGAGAUGCCUUGGCCUCUGACGUCGAUGCAAUACAGUACUGUCAAGAUGACUCUGCAGGGAAGUACCUCUUUGUAUCACACACAGGUUUUGGUGGAGUCGCAUAUGCAAUGGCCAUAAUCUGUAUUAGACUCGGUGCAGAUGCAAACUUUGCAUCAAAAGUCCUGCAGCCAUCAUUUGGUCCCGAUACAUCUGUAGUGACUGAAGAGAGUUUCCAUUCUCGAGCUUCUAAUGAAACAGCACUUAGGAUGGGCGACUAUCGUGACAUUUUGAACCUUACAAGAGUCCUUGUACAUGGUCCCCAAAGCAAAACAGAUGUUGACAUUGUCAUUGAAAGAUGUGCAGGCGCAGGGCAUAUACGAGAUGAUAUUCUUUAUUACAAAAGAGAAUUUGAGAAGCUCACUGAUGAUGAUGAUGAGGAACGUGCAUACCUUAUGGGCAUGGGUGUCAAGGCUUUGAGGCGGUAUUUUUUUCUCAUCACAUUCGCAUCGUAUCUCUACUGCACCUCUCCUGCUGAUACAGAAUUUGCCGCGUGGAUGGAUGCAAGACCUGAGCUUGAUCAUCUACGUAACAAUCUAAGAAUAGAUAAAUAG